Scomber japonicus (chub mackerel) is the source of this 1627-nucleotide messenger RNA. Its product is annotated as substance-P receptor-like. The transcript has 7 exons. Gene Ontology annotation, cellular component: sperm midpiece; plasma membrane. The record is from RefSeq and is a predicted model, not a curated record. NCBI's taxonomy places the organism in Eukaryota, Metazoa, Chordata, Actinopteri, Scombriformes, Scombridae. Gene Ontology annotation, biological process: G protein-coupled receptor signaling pathway; positive regulation of flagellated sperm motility. Gene Ontology annotation, molecular function: substance P receptor activity. The coding region runs from base 1 to 1221 and encodes 406 amino acids.
AUGGACUCUCUCUACGACGCCACCGAUUUUAACGCCACAAACGGGACAAACGUCUCCGCCAACUCCAGCGACGACUUUAACCAGUUCAUCCAGCCGGUGUGGCAGAUCACGCUGUGGGCUGUGGCUUAUUGCAGCAUCGUUGCGGUGUCUGUGGUCGGUAACAUGAUUGUUAUCUGGAUUAUUCUGGCGCAUAAACGCAUGAGGACCGUCACCAACUACUUUCUAGUGAACCUGGCCUUCGCUGAAGCCGCCAUGUCAGCGUUCAACGCAGUCAUCAACUUUGUCUACGCCGUUCACAACGAGUGGUACUUUGGUUUUGUGUACUGCCGCUUCCACAACUUCUUCCCCAUCGCCGCCAUAUUCGCCAGCAUAUACUCCAUGGCGGCCAUAGCGCUCGACAGAUACAUGGCUAUCAUCCAUCCCCUGCAGCAGAGGCUGUCCUCUACAGAGACCCGUGUAGUGAUUGGCGUGAUCUGGAUGCUGGCUCUGCUUUUAGCCUUCCCUCAGUACUACUACUCGUCUACCACCGUGCUGCCUGGACGCACCGUCUGCUACAUAGACUGGCCUGAAUACACCACUGUGGACUUCAAGAAGAUAUACUACGUGUGUGUGACUCUGCUGGUCUACUUCUUGCCCCUUGGUGUGAUGGGAUGGGCGUACACGGCCGUGGGCAUCACCCUCUGGGCCAGCCAAAUACCCGGAGACUCGUCUGAACGCUACAAAGAGCAGCUCAUUGCCAAACGCAAGGUGGUGAAGAUGAUGAUCGUGGUGGUGUGUACCUUCGCUCUGUGCUGGCUGCCCUAUCAUAUCUACUUCUUACUGCACCAGUUCUUCCCCGACUUGUUCGAGCAGCGCUACAUGCAGCAGGUGUACCUCACUAUCAUGUGGAUGGCAAUGAGCUCCACCAUGUACAACCCAAUCAUCUACUACUGCCUCAACGUCAGGUUCAGAGCAGGUUUCCAGCAGGUGUUUUGCUGCUGCGCUUCAACCGCCGCCAAAGAGGAGCUCGAGCUCAAAUCACCUCGCUACCUGCAGACACAGGUGAGCACAUAUCGAGCCAGUCGGAUGGAGACCGUCAUUUCCACCGCCGUCCACCCAGCGGAGAAAAAAAGCGCAGAGCUGCCGUCCUGCGACCCCAACGGACAGCCUCACGCCGAGCUCACGUCCAACGGCUCGGGCUCAGAGACGUUCACGAAGGGCCCAAGCAACCCUUUACAUUAGAGCCAACUGACUGCCAUCGCGAGUCACUGAGCGUGGGAAACAAAAGUGCCGAUGUUUGACGAGAAGCGGCUUAAAUUUUGGCGUAACUCAUCUACUGUUGUACAGGUCAAGUGCAUUAUUUUAGUUAUUGUGUUUUAACAAGUCGGACAAGUGCAUUAAUACCCAGCAGAUGCCUGGAGCGUCAGUGGAUGUCUUGAAAUCAAACAAACAAACAAAAAAGAGGCCUGAUAGCAGCAGUAGAGUAAUGAGGCCAACGCGGAAGUAACUUAGAGCUGCAUUCUAUCAAAAGGCCACCAGGGGGCGACCGUCUCUAUACAAGUCAAUGGAGAAUUCACCAACUUCUCACUUGAUUUCUAAUCUCAGUAAACGUUUUCAAAAUGUGUUUAUGGUCUCAAUCGCUAGUUUA